AUGGGCCUGAAGACUGUCUCCCUCAGAGAUGUCCAGGAGCAUAACAAAACGGACGACAUAUGGAUGGUGAUUCAUAACAAAGUUUACAAUGUUACGAAUUACCUAGAGGAUCACCCAGGUGGCAUCGAUAUUCUUAUUGCGGAAGCUGGCAAAGACACGACACAAGUAUUCGAAGAUGUGGGUCAUUCUGAAGAAGCGAGAGAGUUGCUAGAGGAUUUGCUAGUUGGCGAGAUUCAGGCAUCUGAUCGUUCAGCUACGGUAGAAGUUUACCGGCCAACCUUCGAAACAGUUAGCCAGACGACGACCAUUCAUACCAAAUCUCAGCCAUCAAAAGGCACUGCAUCAUGGUAUGCAAGGGCCUUCUCUAAAAUAUUCAUAUUUGGGAUUUUUGGCGGGACAGCGUACCAAGGCUACCACCACCGCAAGCUGUUGUCUCAUUUUGCAGAGGCGUCUUCCAAAAGCCUGCGGGUAUCUGGUGGCCAAUUUUGGGUUGGCUUUGGCAUGGCAUCUGUGGUACAAGCUCUGUUGACGUUCGGAGUAGUGUCAUGGGGUGCUUUGAAACUGGAUUUCCAGGAAGACUUUACUUCGUACCCAGCAUACAGGGUUCAAAAUCCAGCGACUCCGUUCAUGUCUGCGCCUGUUGCUGCCGGGUCGGGAUGUCAACUUGACCCCCAGAAGUGGCGCAAGCUUACACUCCAAGAAAAGGUCAAGGUUUCGCCCAAUGUAUACCGCUUUGUCUUUGGACUCCCAGAUGCAUCGCGGCCAUUGGGCUUACCUAUUGGGCAACACGUUGCAAUUCGAGCCCAAAUUGGAGACAAAAUGGUCUCUCGAUCAUAUACGCCCACUUCGGAUAAUCAAGACCUUGGCCGCGUUGAUCUUCUCGUCAAAGUCUAUCCAACUGGUGUCAUGACUAAACACCUUGAAAGCCUUGCAGUCGGAGACAAAGUCGAAUUUCGAGGUCCUAAAGGUGCUAUGCGAUACACUAAUGGGUAUGCGACUCACAUCGGUAUGAUUGCUGGUGGCACCGGUAUCACUCCCAUGUACCAGCUGAUCCGCGCCAUUUGUGCGAACCCCUUGGAUAAGACUUUCGUUUCUCUUAUAUAUGCGAACAAUACCGAAUCAGACAUUCUUUUGAAAGAAGAAUUGGAUUUACUGGCGUCGCAACACCCCCAAAAUCUUCGGAUCCAUUACGUUCUUGCAAAGCCCCCUUCCAAAUGGUCAGGCAGUGCUGGGUUCGUGACAAAAAGUAUUGUCAAAGAGUAUAUUUACGAACUAUCCAAGGAUUCCCGUCUUUUACUCUGUGGCCCUCCUCCAAUGCUUGCAGCUAUUAAGAAGAUAGUGUCUGAGCUUCAGACUGAAGAACCUACAUUGUUGUCUGAUAUCGAUAAGAAAGUAUUUUUAUUUUGA
Trichoderma harzianum CBS 226.95 is the source of this 1407-nucleotide messenger RNA. RefSeq lists its product as hypothetical. NCBI's taxonomy places the organism in Eukaryota, Fungi, Ascomycota, Sordariomycetes, Hypocreales, Hypocreaceae. The transcript is spliced from 3 exons. The record is from RefSeq and is a predicted model, not a curated record. Gene Ontology annotation, cellular component: endoplasmic reticulum. Gene Ontology annotation, molecular function: heme binding; oxidoreductase activity. The coding region runs from base 1 to 1407 and encodes 468 amino acids.